AUGUUUCCGCAUACCGUGCAUACCGUAAUUGCACCUGCCCCCGCCGUGCCUCCAUUGGUUCAACCUUUGCCACCAUCUGAUGCUCCACCAGAUUCCACUUCAAUUGCUCCCUCUGAGUUGGCGCCUUGCUUAUUAUUUCCACCAAUUGAUGCUCCAAAUGGUAACAACUUGGUCAAUGAGGAUCCAAAUAGCAUCAUUUUGUCUCCAAACGGUAAUGAAUUGGUCAACAAGACUCCUACCGGUAUCAAUCUUUCUCUGAACAAUACCAAACUGGUUGAUAUGGCUCCGAGAGGUAUCAAUCUGUCUCCAAACAAUAGUGAAUUGAUCCAGACAGCUCCAAGCGGUAUUGAUGUGUCUCCAACCAGUAAUGAAUUGGUCAAGACAGCUCCAAACGGUAAUGACUAUGUCAAGGCGGCUCCAAACAACAACAAGUUGGUCAAGUCAGCUCCUGAAUUGAUUACCAAUCUCAAAUAUUACAACUAUACAACUGGUGGCGGGUUUUUCAGUUUUUACUGCUAUUUUUGA
This is a messenger RNA of Puccinia triticina, 525 nucleotides long. RefSeq lists its product as uncharacterized. Lineage: Eukaryota; Fungi; Basidiomycota; Pucciniomycetes; Pucciniales; Pucciniaceae. The coding region runs from base 1 to 525 and encodes 174 amino acids. The record is from RefSeq and is a predicted model, not a curated record. The transcript has 2 exons.